UGUAACUCCUCUACGUAAGUGGUAUAGUCUCUACUGAGGGGGUGUCCGAUUACCCAUUUUUUCCAGCUUUAGACUGGGGACCUCUCCCUGUGCUACCCGGGCGCGUAUCGCAUUAGCUCUGUCGCCUUUCUCUCCAACAAAUUAGGACACAGUUUUCGCAACUGGACAGAAAUGAGCAUCGAAACGCUCCUGGAAGCAGCCAAGUUUUUGGAAUUGCAAGCCCAGCAACAACAGAAAGCACGUGAGGAUGAAUUAAAGGAAAAGCUUCGUCUGGAGCAGCUGACAGGACAGAAGUACUCUGACGUGAACUAUAACUCAACAAUCCACAUCAACAAUGUUUCUAAAGCAGAGGAACUCCACACCGAGUGCCGCCCGCCCCCCAUACAACCCUCUCUGCCUCCCCCCUCCAUGCCAAUUACUGUUAUCCCCAUCCCUGUGGUCACCCCUAACCCCACAGGUUCACCCACUCUGCCCGUUGCCACGCUCUCCCCUCCAGCAGCUCCUUCACUGGCCUCCCCAAGGAGAGACCCUCACUCCCCCCAGGAGCAAAGUGCCGCUGCUCUGCCGCGCUCUCCACAGCCUAAACCUGAACCCCCUACCUCCGUGCUGACCGUCAGCCACAAGCAACCGAUACAGAACCACCACCACCCACAACUCAUUGUCCAAACUAACAACACUAAACUACACCAGCAGACACACCAGCAGCUGGUCCAGCGCUAUCCUGGCUCCAUUGUGUCUACCCCACAGCAACAUGCCUUACUCCCACAGUCAGGUCCUGUGCUCCAGCAGGCUCCUCUACAGAACGGGCCCAUCAGCCGGGGGAGUCCUCCUGAUGACAGCCGCCAGCUAGACAACAAAAAGAGGCCUGGAGGGGCAGGCACAAGAGAAGUGCAUAACAAGCUGGAGAAAAACAGACGUGCACACUUGAAGGAGUGCUUUGAGACGCUGAAAAAGAACAUCCCCAACAUCGAUGAGAAGAAAACCUCCAAUCUGAGCGUGCUCAGAAGUGCACUGAGAUACAUUCAGACGCUGAAGAGGAAAGAGAAGGACUACGAGCACGACAUGGAGCGACUGGCCAGAGAGAAGAUAGCCACGCAGCAGCGAUUAGCAGAGCUGAAGAACGAGCUGAGCCAGUGGAUGGAUGUGGUCGAGAUCGACCGCGUCCUCCGACAGACGGUGCAGCCCGAAGAGGACCAGGCGUCUACCUCCACUGCCUCAGAGGGUGAAGACAUUAUGGACGAUGACCUAGAUGAGGAGACUGCACCGAGAGCACAGGCUGCCUUACCCACCGUGCCUCAAACCAUGAAACCUGAGCUGCACAAGGCCGCGACGCCCGCUCAGACCCCAACCCCGACACCCGCCACCGCCGCUACCUCCUUCAUCACCCAGCACAUCUCCAUCCAGCACAAAGCCCGUCUGCACCAGCCACCGCCAAUGACUCCUCCACAGCCGGUGUCCAAGCCUGCAGCUCCACCCACGCUCACAGCCACAACAUCCAGCACUCCCACCACCCCCAGUCAGCCCUUGAUCCCCACACAGACACAGAUGGUGACCACGGCCAGCCUGCACCCCACAGUUAUUGCCCACGCUUCAGCGUCCCAUCCCUCAGUCAUCCAAGCAGUCAACCACGUCAUCCAGGGAGGGGGUCCCAAACACAUUGCCCACCUGGCUCCCUCCAACACCACCAGCUCUGUCCAGUUAGCCCCCAGCCAGCAGCCCAUCGGCCACAUUACCGUGCACCCGGUGGCACACCUGAGCCAGCACCUACCUGCCCUGUAUCCCCAACCGGUGGCCGUUACGCAGCCAGCCAUGGUCGGCCACAUCACCCACACAUUAAACCACGCCCAGGUGAACGGCACUACACCUAGUCAGCCGGCUGCCACCAUCAUCGGCAAGCAGACAGCAGUGAGCACCCAAAUGGUGGCGCACCACCCACAGCUGGUGGGUCAAACUGUGCUCAACCCAGUGACGAUGGUGACCAUGCCCUCCUUCCCCAUCAGCACUCUGAAGCUGGCCUGAAUGCUGCCAACAGGACCACCAGGCUGCAGACAGAGACACCCCACGACAGGGCAGAACCACUGGCCCCCAGGCCAUCGACAAGCCCACAGUUAGGGCAGGAGAGGUACAGCACGCCUCGCUGAUUCAGAGUACAGUUCAGUCCAGUACAUUAAGCAUCACAGCUGCUUGAAAGCAACCAGGAACAUUCCUCAAACUACAAACCUUUUUCAGUACAACCACACUGUCCUGAAAUCUCGAUCCUGAAACUGGGAUGUGCCGGGCUGCAUGUGAUAGUCAACAUGUUGAGUGUGCGUGGCAUUACACAGUGUGCAGAUCUGCAGGUUUAGCCAUUUGUUAUCGCAGACAAUGGAGGAGUUGUCAUUUUCACAUCAGCUUUACAGAAACGGUUUAACAUAGGGAAAUGUCACACUGCCAGCAGAGCGUUGGCAACAGCUUCCUGUCACAGUGUUUAUGUAGGUUGAUGGUUAAACUCCCUCCUUAUCGCUUGUGCUGCUGCAGACUAACCAGUAGCAGAUCAGGUGCUGGAGGGCCCUGCACUGGGCUUUGAGAGAUGUGACAGUGUGAGAUCAGAGUGCUGGAGCAGCCAUACCCAGCACACUGGGAAUGUGAUUUAGAGAAGCCCCUCCUCUCCAGCAGAGGCACAUGCUGCAGGGUUGGAGCUAAAUCAUGGCCUGAACUCAGCCUUCUGCACAAGAGCUGCAGUCCUCAAGUGACCACACCUAGAGCAACAGCUCCACCUGCUGGCUGUUUGGGUUUAUUGUAAUACUACUGUCCCAGUGACAAUGGAAAAAGAAAUCCUUUCCACUCAGAGAACGGCCACUUAAAGUCAAAACAACAUGCAGGUUUAUAAGAGUUUGGUUUUUAGAAUGGGAAUUAAAGGAAAAUCACAUUGUUACUUAUCUAGUAUUUGUCCUUCAAACAUACUAGCGGCUGUACACUGAGCACA
Messenger RNA from Toxotes jaculatrix (banded archerfish), 2965 nucleotides. It is a transcript of the gene mnta, whose product is annotated as MAX network transcriptional repressor a. Bases 172 to 2019 code for a protein of 615 amino acids. Gene Ontology annotation, molecular function: protein dimerization activity; DNA-binding transcription factor activity, RNA polymerase II-specific; RNA polymerase II cis-regulatory region sequence-specific DNA binding. Lineage: Eukaryota; Metazoa; Chordata; Actinopteri; Toxotidae. Gene Ontology annotation, biological process: regulation of transcription by RNA polymerase II. The record is from RefSeq and is a predicted model, not a curated record. The transcript has 6 exons.